UCUCUCUCACUCUCAUUCUCCCCCUGUGGCAUUAUUCUGAGUCAGCCGGUGGCGAGCAAUGGUUUGUUGUUUGUUAUUCAGCCAGCUGUACUGUAUGGGGCAGUAGUCAUAGCUGUCAGUGACUGAUCUCCUCUCCAUGGCCUGUCGUCCCCCCGACUCUGGCUCCUACACUGUGGUUAUCAUCCCGCUCAGGACCAGCCUCUGCAGCCUGGACGCACUUCGCUUCUACCUAUGGGUUAAGCGUCUGAGGGAUCUAGAGAAGGAGAAGGAUGCACUGUGCUCGGGUCUGGAGAUCCUGGAGAAGGCCCGUCUCUGGUACCUGCAGCGGCUGGAGGAGAACAGAGCCAGGCAGGACAACACCAAGAGCAAAAGUGGGGUUGGUUCCUGCCAGGAAGGUGCAGCAGAGGCUCGGUCUUGCCUCCUCAGGUCUCGUAUCCAGCGAGUGAAUGGCUCUCUGGGCUCUGUGAUGAGUGAGCCCAAUGUCAGCAGCAGCACCUCUCUGCCUGACGCUGUGGCAGACAGCGACCUCCGCUGGCACAACACAGUACUGACUCAGGAGGUGAGUGACAAGAAUCGUCAGAUCUCCAUGUUAGAAUUGGAAAAAGACGCUCUCCUUGAACAGCUCAAUGAACUGCAGGCCCAUUGAUUGCAUAUACACACAUGAACUCUACUGCAAACUUACAUUUAACUUUAUGUCACACAGGUGCUAACUUUGAACUCCUUGUAAAUAUGUAUUUAAAUGAAUAAAUUACAGUAAAGGAUGCAUCAA
Messenger RNA from Sander lucioperca (pikeperch), 769 nucleotides. RefSeq names its product suppressor APC domain containing 1 (gene sapcd1). The record is from RefSeq and is a predicted model, not a curated record. Lineage: Eukaryota; Metazoa; Chordata; Actinopteri; Perciformes; Percidae. Bases 137 to 646 code for a protein of 169 amino acids. The transcript is spliced from 4 exons.